Molecule: messenger RNA, 688 nt
Organism: Chrysoperla carnea
Lineage: Eukaryota; Metazoa; Arthropoda; Insecta; Neuroptera; Chrysopidae
Exons: 4
Coding region: 22-612 (196 amino acids)
Source: RefSeq, a predicted model, not a curated record
UUAUUGUAUUGAUCUAAAAUUAUGGUUGAACAAAAGGUCUUUAAAUCAAUUUUAUGGUUAUUUUUAUUAAUAAAUAAUGUUUAUUCGAUAGGUCUCAAUUAUGACAUUAAAAUUAAAGGAAUAGAACCGAUGACAGAUUUUAAAGACCCAUUUUGUGAUCUAAAAGAUGUGAAAAUGAAAAAACUCAACAAAACACAUUACACUAUAGAUGGAAUUUACACUAUACUUCGGGAAGAUAUUCCAUCCGAUGAUUUAUUGAUGUCGAUCCAUAUUGCUUUAAAAAAAGGUAAUGGUUAUAUAGAAUCAUCGUUAGUUCAGUUACACAAAAGGAAAUAUUGCGAUAUGUGGGAUAAUGAACAAUUUUUAAUGCCAGACGUAAAACGCCAUAUUCAGUGUAUCAGUAACAGCAAAAAUAGCACUGAGCUAUUAUGCCCCCCCUUAGUGGGUACAUAUAAACUGGCUAAUUAUGUGCCGCAGUAUAAAGUACCCGCGAAUAUGCCAGAAGGACGAUGGAGAUUUAUAUUUGAAUAUUAUAAAAAUGAUGAACUGAUCGGUGGGUAUAAAGCCUACGCAGAUUUUAAACGAGAGAUUAUGGCGGAUGAUAUUUUUUGAUUUGAUGCUGUUUCUAGCCGUUGCGUUUUAAAUGAUUUCACAAAUGAUCUAUCAAAUUUAAAUUAACAACGCCACA